UUUGUUUCCCGAUGUUUACUUCCGUUCCGUAUUGUUCCAUCGGUCCCGCUGUUUACGAAGAGACAGAAAAGAUGGUAGAUGAAGGGGGUGACAGAGAUGACUCUGCAAAGGUUGCCAUUAUCAGGGAGGUUUACGAUGGUGAGAACGCGCACGAGACCUUCGAGUACGAGCUAGAAAGAGCUUUGGAAUCUGAGUGUAAUUUAAUCGUCAUCGAGCCAUCCAAGCUAGGAGACGAGACAUCCAGAUGGAUCGCCGUCGGCAAUUGUCUCCAUAAGACCGCCGCUCUUUCCGGUCUAGGAGCCAUAGUCACAGGCUUAAUUUGGGGAGAUCGACCGUAUCUUUGUGGUCCGCUGGGUUUCGCAUCUGUGAUAAGUUGCGGUUUAUACACGGUGUCUUGGCAGUUCGACCCUUGCUGUCAGUACCAGGUUGAAACAGACACGAGUAAAUUGCCACAUGUGGAAUUGUUGGCGGUGUUGGGUCCGUCGUCUCCAACUUUUUUGGUCAGGCGAGACGAUACAAGGCGAAGAAUCCUUCACACAACGAUAACGCUUACAGCUCUGGGCAUAAGCGGUUGGAGAUUGUACCAAGCUUUUCAAUGAGGUUGUUUCCUUUCAGUUAUUCUCAUUUCUUCGGUUUUUUUUUUCCUUAAUCCUCCUCCGCGCGAACCUCACCAGCUAUCAUUCAUCGCCAAAUCAGGUGAGGCUAGGAGGAUAAGCCGCGCAGCUUCGAUAUGUGCGACAGUAGUGAGAUACAAAUUAGGCUAACCUCAGAUACGUUAGAUAAAUACAGAUAUUUAAAUUUAUUUUCCGACCGUUGAUCAACUGGCAUCGUACACGAGGUCCUCUUCUUCGCAACAACGGUCUUAUUCAAUAUUACAAUUGAUUUUAAGUAUCAAUUAUAACACUCAAAGUGGUUUAUAA
This is a messenger RNA of Neodiprion virginianus, 920 nucleotides long. RefSeq names its product transmembrane protein 11 homolog, mitochondrial (gene Pmi). The record is from RefSeq and is a predicted model, not a curated record. The coding region runs from base 12 to 599 and encodes 195 amino acids. Gene Ontology annotation, cellular component: mitochondrial inner membrane. Gene Ontology annotation, biological process: inner mitochondrial membrane organization. The transcript is spliced from 3 exons. Lineage: Eukaryota; Metazoa; Arthropoda; Insecta; Hymenoptera; Diprionidae.